AAUAUCACUUGUGGCGGGUCGGAACGAUUUGUGCUGGAUUUUAUCUACGUUAAUACAUUAGUGUAGUGAAUAUUUAGGAUAAACAAGAGCAAAAUGUCACACAAAAGGAAUUCUAUGGAUACUAGUGUCCUUGAAAAAUUGAUUACAACGAGUUCUGAUGAGGAUACAAUGGAAGAAAAAAAUACGAGAGUAGAUACAACAACGAAAAAUGAAGGAUACGAAGCAUACAAAAAUGACAUCAAAGAAUCAUCGUGGAAAUUUUGGAAGAAGAGAAGAUACGUUGUAGCGAUUUUAGCAUUUUUAGGAUUUUUUACUUCAUAUAUACUUCGUGUUAAUUUAAGCGUAGCGAUAGUUGCGAUGACCGAAGAUAAAAUCGAUGAGAAUGGAAAUAUUUAUCGGAAAAGAGAAUUUGAUUGGGAUUCGAAAACGAAAGGACUUGUUUUGAGUUCAUUUUUUUAUGGAUAUUUGAGUACUCAAUUAUUUGGUGGAUGGUUGGGUGCCAGAAUUGGAGGUAAAAGAGUGUUUGGCAUCGGGAUUGCAGCAACAGCAUUUUUUACGAUUAUUACACCUCCUCUUGUCAGAACAAGUGUAUAUAUUCUAGUUGUUUUGCGUAUUGUUGAAGGAAUUUGUGAGGGUGUUACAUACCCCUGUAUACAUGCAAUUUGGGCUCAAUGGGCACCCCCAUUAGAAAGAUCAAAAUUAGCAACCCUUGCAUUCUCUGGUAGUUUCUUAGGAACCGUUUUUGCUAUGCCUAUUUCUGGGAUAAUGGCUGAACAUCUCGGUUGGCCUUCAGUUUUUUAUGUAUUUGGUAUAGUAGGAAUUAUUUGGUUCAUUGCAUGGUGGAUCUUUGUCAAAGAUUAUCCUGAAGAUGAUCCUCGUAUAUCUCAAGCUGAACUGCAAUAUAUUCAAAGUAGUAUCGGUAUAACUACGAACAAAAUGAAAGUAAAACAUCCAUGGAAAGCUAUGUUGACUUCUCCGCCUGUUUGGGCUAUUGUUGCUGCUCACUUCAGUGAAAAUUGGGGAUUUUAUACCAUGUUGACACAAUUACCAACAUUUAUGAAAGACGUGCUCAAAUCUGAAUUGGAAGCAACUGGUUUUAUGUCUGCUCUUCCAUAUUUGGCGAUGACCAUAGUUGUUCAGUUUUCCGGUCAACUGGCUGAUUAUUUAAGAACAAAAAAAAUCUUAACGACUACUCAGGUUCGUAAGCUAUUUAAUUGCGGUGCAUUUAUCUUUCAAACGAUCUUCAUGACCAGCGCUGCUUUUGUCUCGACUAAAGUCGGAGUGGUUAUCUGUAUUACCAUAGCAGUUGGCCUUGGUGGCUUUGCUUGGUCUGGUUUUGGUGUCAAUCAUUUGGAUAUUGCACCAAAACAUGCCAGUGUUUUAAUGGGAAUAGGUAAUACAAUAGCAACUUUACCAGGAGUCGUAAGUCCCAUUAUUACUGGAUAUGUUGUUCAAAACAAAAGUGCAACAGAAUGGAGAACGGUAUUUAUUAUCGCUGGUACAGUUUAUCUUUUAGGUGCUAUAAUUUACGGUAUUUUUGCAUCCGGGGAUAAACAAAGUUGGGCUGAUGAUACUUUAAAAAAACAAAGCGAAGAAAAAGUUUACGAUAAUCCAGGAUUAGAAGUAGAUAGUUUAUAAUUAAUAAAUAUUUUAAUGAUGUAAAAAAAAUGAAGAUAAAUUAUUAUUAACACUAGGUUUAUGGACAUUUCCUAUAUACCUGUCUUUACCAACAUAUGUGAAAUUGAUGCGUGAAGGAAACUACAUAUUUUCUUUAAAAAAUAACUUAUUUUACCGCUAAUUCUGAUAUUA
Messenger RNA from Polistes canadensis, 1809 nucleotides. It is a transcript of the gene MFS9, whose product is annotated as sialin. The transcript is spliced from 11 exons. Gene Ontology annotation, biological process: monoatomic anion transport; transmembrane transport. Gene Ontology annotation, cellular component: plasma membrane. Bases 94 to 1638 code for a protein of 514 amino acids. Gene Ontology annotation, molecular function: transmembrane transporter activity. The record is from RefSeq and is a predicted model, not a curated record. NCBI's taxonomy places the organism in Eukaryota, Metazoa, Arthropoda, Insecta, Hymenoptera, Vespidae.